GGACUCUGUUGGCUCCUCCUUGCUGCGGUUCCAAUCCUUCCUCAUGGAAGCCCGCGCGCUCUGAGAGACAAACCACUGAGGUUGGCGUCCCCGGUCCGCGCGCGCGCCCGUGCGUAAAGCCACUCAGGAGCCAAACGAGGAAGUCGGGAGGAGGGACCAGCGUAGAGGUGCUGGUGGGGUGGUGUGACCGGAGAGUUCGGCCAGUCGAACCGCCUCCGGCGCAGUGUAGUCAGGAGGAUCCGCGGGUGUCGGGGAGCAGUGUCGCGCGCGCGGAGCGGAACUUCUGCGAACUCACGCGCCCCCAUUAACCGGUGAGGUGAGCGCACAGGUAGAGCGGAGGAUCCCGGAAGGACUCGUCAUGCAGGUUUGCAUCGUGCUGGUGUGACCCGCGCGCGUCUUCAGACAGCAGAACCCGCAGACGGUCUUCCCAAACAUGGACACGAGGAGGAGGAAGAACCUGUACGUGCUGAUGGAUCUGCUGUGCGUUGCAGUUGUGGCGCUGCCCUCCAUCAUCCUGAACAUCUUAAAGAAGCCGCACAUGAGGGAGAUUUUCUGCAACGACGAGAGCAUCAAGUACCCCGUCAAGCCCGACACCAUCACCCGCGGCAUCCUGGCGGGCGUCACCAUCACCUGUUCUGUCCUCAUAAUCUCAUCCGGCGAGGCGUAUCUGGUCUACAUCAAACGGGUUUCCUCGAACUCGGGCUUCAACCAGUAUGUGGCCGCUCUCUACAAGGUGGUGGGCACCUUUCUGUUCGGCGCGGUCGCCAGCCAGUCGCUGACGGACAUCGCCAAGUACACGAUCGGCCGUCCGCGGCCCCACUUCCUGGCCGCGUGCGCCCCAAAGCAGUGCUUGGGGAGCAUGCAGGUGGUCAACUGCACCGGCGACCUGCGGAAGGUCACGGAGGCCAGACUGUCCUUCUAUUCCGGUCACUCCUCUUUUGGAAUGUACUGCAUGCUCUUCCUGGCGCUCUACGUGCAGGCCCGACUCGUGGCCAAGUGGGCCAGACUGGUCCGGCCCACCAUCCAGUUCUUCCUGGUGGUCUUCGCGGUUUAUGUGGGUUACACCCGAGUUUCGGAUUACCAGCAUCACUGGAGCGACGUGCUGGUGGGGCUGCUGCAGGGAGCUCUUGUUGCCGUGCUCAACGUCGUCUUUGUGUCCGACUUCUUCAAGAAGCGUCCGGAGUGCGGCGCAAAGCCGGACGUGGAGCUGGCGGACCACGAGCACAGUAAUCACUACAACUGUUGCAGCAGUCCGGGACCUUUGUGAUGGAGGAGCCGCUGAAACGAUGCAGAAACUGCCACCAAAGUGGAGCAGUCGGAGGUCUGGACUCUGCAGACCGCUUCCUGUCCUGAGACGGUCCCAUGUGGGAGUUCUGUGACCUUCACAUUUCUAUUUAAAAGGGAAGCUGAGCUUCUUCUGUGAAGCUCCAGCGUCUUCUCAUCAACCACUCACCCUUCACCCGCUCCACUGGACUCGACUGAGGAGGCCUCGGGUCUCCUCUGGAACACGACGACCUCCUUUUUUCUGUAAGGAGGAGGGGAGCCAACAGUUUUAAAUGCUUUUUUAAAAUAAUCAAACGUACGAUGGACCAUCUGCUGCUCAGAGAUGCCCAACAGGACGGUUUUUGUAAAAAAGACCGACAUUCAUCCAAUCAAUCAGAUUGUUUUUGAAUGUUUUUGCUCAAUGAGUCUAUUUGAAGGUGGGACUUCCAAGAAAGCAAGAAAAUUCUUCACUUCAGAAAUAAAUGAGAAUGAAAAAUA
This is a messenger RNA of Oryzias melastigma (Indian medaka), 1761 nucleotides long. It is a transcript of the gene plpp2b, whose product is annotated as phospholipid phosphatase 2b. The coding region runs from base 434 to 1267 and encodes 277 amino acids. NCBI's taxonomy places the organism in Eukaryota, Metazoa, Chordata, Actinopteri, Beloniformes, Adrianichthyidae. The transcript has 6 exons. Gene Ontology annotation, molecular function: phosphatidate phosphatase activity. The record is from RefSeq and is a predicted model, not a curated record. Gene Ontology annotation, biological process: phospholipid metabolic process; phospholipid dephosphorylation; signal transduction.